Messenger RNA from Syngnathus typhle (broad-nosed pipefish), 3568 nucleotides. Its product is annotated as homeobox protein aristaless-like 4. The record is from RefSeq and is a predicted model, not a curated record. Gene Ontology annotation, biological process: regulation of transcription by RNA polymerase II. The transcript is spliced from 4 exons. Gene Ontology annotation, molecular function: DNA-binding transcription activator activity, RNA polymerase II-specific; RNA polymerase II transcription regulatory region sequence-specific DNA binding. Lineage: Eukaryota; Metazoa; Chordata; Actinopteri; Syngnathiformes; Syngnathidae. Bases 297 to 1418 code for a protein of 373 amino acids.
CAUAGGAGACUCAGAGGCGGUAGGUCAUCCUCAUCGAGUCCUUCUCAUCCUCAGACCUAAAGGGGGUGUUUGCUCAACGACAGUGUUCCUGGAAAAGUUCUCAAUGGUUUUAUAACCAAAGCCAGCUGCUGUAGGCCCAUGCUUGAAUGUGUGCGUGUGAACUACAGAGGAGGAGUGUGUUUGAGUGUGUGCACGCACGUGUGUGUGCAGCUUCCCUUUUCAAAAAGACAGAGAGAAGAGAGAGAGAGAGGGUGAGCGAGUGAGAGAGAAAGUUUUACCACUUUUUUUUUUUAGGCAUGAGCGCCGAGAUCUUCAGUCCAUACAGCUGCGACAUGACCUCCAUGGAUGCAUUUUACAGUCCUCCUGCAGCACAAACUCGGGACCAGCAAACGGAACACUUCAGGACGUUGCCAGCAUCCCCUGAUACCAAAUACAGCCCCACUGCGUUCGUGCAGGCCCACAAAGGUCACGCGUACGGAGACAAGCCCCGGAGUUCGUUCCAGCACGAGUGCCACUCAUUGGACGCGGCCGGAGCCGGUCACGCUGCUUUCAGCAAAUUCCACCUCUUCACGCACAGGUCCUCCAGUAAAACACCUCCAGAGGAAGGCGAGGGACACCGGGAAGGCGCAGAGAUCGUCCCCUGCUAUGGUAAAGACAGUUCACAUCUAACGGAUUCGGACUUGACUCCACUCUCCGAUCAUCCAACAAUGGACACCAGCUACCUGGCCGUGAAGGAUCAGGGUGUCAACGCAACAUCUGAUAAGUUACCAGGCGCUGAUUUAGCCAACCCCCAUGAUAAGAGUGAUAGCAGCGAGAGCAAUAAAGGCAAGAAGAGGCGCAAUCGCACCACCUUCACCAGCUACCAGCUGGAAGAGCUGGAAAAGGUCUUUCAGAAGACGCACUAUCCAGAUGUUUACGCCCGUGAGCAGCUGGCGCUACGGACGGACCUGACUGAAGCACGUGUGCAGGUGUGGUUCCAGAACCGGCGGGCCAAAUGGAGAAAGAGGGAGCGUUUUGGUCAAAUGCAGCAGGUUCGGACGCACUUCUCCACAACUUACGAGCUGCCUCUGCUGACACGUCCCGAGAGUUACGCACAGAUUCAGAACCCUUCCUGGAUUAGCGGCAGCAGCGCAGCGUCACCUGUGCCAGGCUGCGUGGUGCCCUGUGACACGGUGACCCCAUGCAUGACCCCUCACCCCCACUCGGCCAGCGGGGUGUCUGAGUUCCUGGGUGUUCCCAGCCCCGGAGGUCACAUGGGCCAAGCUCACAUGGGCAGCCUGUUCGGAGGAUCUCCCGGCAUGGCUACGGGGCUCAACGCGUAUGAUCUCAACAUGGACCCUGACCGCAAGUCCUCGAGUAUCGCCUCUCUGCGUAUGAAGGCCAAAGAGCACAGUGCAGCCAUAUCUUGGGCCUCAUGAUGCGUCAAAGCCAAAGGGGACGAUCUUUAUCUCCCUGUUGAUGUCCGAGCCAGCCUGGAGUGGGCUGAAGGCGCACACAUAAAAAUCUACAGGCAACAGUGACUACCUUCAUGAAGGCUGCUGACAAAUGCAAAUGAUGAAGCAAUUAUUCAGAAUGACUUGAAGUGGACUUUGUGGAGUGGGAGACAACUCUGUGCCGUUACAGUAUUGGUGUUUUUGUUUUUUUUAACUAAUUCAUGCACUUAUUUUGCUAAAAUACAGGAAGCUUUGUUUGUACAGUGCUUUCAGUGAGUUCGGGUGCUCUUUUAUUCUUACUUCACUAUUUAAAAUUGGAGUUUUGUGUGGGCCGCGCAGGAUUUGCUUCAAAAUCAAGCAUCUAGACCGGCUAAAUUUCAGAUUUAAUUUAAAACAGUAGCGAAAACAGCUCCCUCAUGUAUAAAUUUGAAUGGUUUUAAACAAGUGAACCAUCAAGCUACAAGAACAAAUAUGUCGUGUUGGACAGUGGGGCCCUCAUUCACUUGGUUUUGUUCUAUAUUAUUUUAGUUUUUCUUUUUUUUUAACAUUUUAAGCAUCCACGGUGUCAGGAAAAGUACAUACUUGUCGUACAGAGUGACAUCAAUCACAACAUAGCAACGUAAAUUUAAGAGACUAAUGGGACUUGAAAGUUUGGGGGUUGAUUUUCCCUUUAAAGAGUUGUAAUACAAGUAUGGCCUUAAAUGUUAUGUUGCUUUCUACUACUUUUUUUUUUUUGAAUGAAGGAUGUCAUUGCACAACGAUGCACAGAAACUGUGCUUUGUUGCUCCCCCUUGAAGAAUCAGGUUCUUCCACAACAAAGACAUUCAAGUAUGCAUCUUAACUUUCAGUUCAGAGCAGCUCUCUUCCAAGUCUCCUCUAUGCUUGUUUACCUCCAUCCAAUACAGAUGCUUCAAGUCCACUGUGGGAAGUCUUAUUAUUCCCCCAGAUGCCUGAGGACAGAAAUAGCAGAUAACGUUUGCGCUCCUAAAUCACUGACACAAUGUCAGGUUAUGUUCCUUUGUUCGCAAAGAUUGCAUGACGCCGAUACCUUGUCGAAGAGCUUUGGGCACAGUAACCGUUGAAAAUUGUCAAAAUAGGAACCACAUUCUCAGCAGGUGAAAGAAGUGUAGUGCAGGCUAUAAUCUGUCAGCAGAGCACGUCACACCGGACUUGUUCAAAUCACAUCCAGUUUUACCCCUUGGUCCAAAUCCAAGGCAUAUGCAGGACAUAAUCCAAACUGUAUAGUCCAUAUAUCAAAAGUGAGAGGAUUGGCUUGGAUACGUGGACAUGGGGGCCCCCUUCGCUUGCUGAGGGCUUGGGUGGAGAGGAUUUCUGCUGUGUUCCGGUGUUCUGGGAAAAGGACAGUGCACACAGCUGUGCUCAGGGGCUAAAUGUAAAACAAACAUGCCUCACACAUGCUUCCCCCUCAGCUGUCAUGUCUCUGCUUUCAAAGAUCCUUCCCCCCCAACUCCCCUCACGCCGAUGCUCUUCGCUUGGCCCUUUGCACAACGUGUCCACAGCUCCAAAUCUGCAGAGCCAUCACAGAGUUCUCUGGCUCAGGGUCGAGGCGCAGCCAACCCAGGAAAUAUUUUUAAUUAACACUGAGCCCUGGGGAGCCAGCGGGAUCUUGUGUCAGGACAGACACACCCGACUGUCUUUGGGCUGCACAGCAUCAACAAACAAUGUGGACAUAAGGUUAUGUUUUAAUGCAUACUCAUGUUUGCAAUCAUCCUGUUUAUGGUGGAUCAACACGUACGUAUACUCCAAAGGGGAUAUAGAACAUGAGUAAUACCAUGGAUGGCCCAUGCCCCCACUUGGUUUCCUUUUCAAAUACUACUGAAGUCAUUCAAUCAGUACAGGAGUAUUUGUAUUAUAACUUGUUUUCAUGUGUGCAGGAGUCUUGGAGAUGAUCCGGUCUUUUUUGCUUAUCAACUAUUUGUGUUGGUUCCCCUUCUAUAGGAAUUGAUGGCUUUUAAGCUAUUGUUGCAAGCAAGAUGUGUGAUGUUUUUGUGUGAUUAAAGGUCAAUAAGUUAUUGUAUUUCUUUUUUUUAAGAGAUGAUCUGCAAAUGGAACAUUUAAUACACUUUGCAAUAACUGCAUAAGAAUAAACAGCAAAAAAGAAGUUUAGAAUAAUG